GGAUGGAGCAAGGUCCUAUUGAAGUAGGGCAAUUUAUCAGAAUUGCUAAUAUAUGUUAGUAUUCACACCUAUAUAUCGUGAGUAUACUAACAGCCACCAUCGUACCUAUACCAGCUAGCAUGUGGCGCAGGCCCCUUAACAACCCUUAAUUACCUCCGACUUUCCACCGACCUACCUAUCUCGUAAUACCUUUCCAUGAACCCUUCCCAAACCAACCAUCAACCAAUCCAAUCUCCUUCAGAAUCCCAAAGAGGAAUAAAUUAUUAAAAUUUGACCAUAAUACUAAUUCUAAACUUUAUAAUACCCCUAAAAAUGCUAGUCACCACAGUCCCCAUCCCCUAUCCCCUCACUCUCCAAGCAGAGCCCCUAACCCCCGCAUCAUUCGCCCCUUUCGGCUCCGUCCUCACAAACCCAGCACCCACACUCCGACCCCAUGAAGUCCCGGCCAAACCUCUCCCCUCGGGCCACGGGGCCGUGUCCGCAAACCAGGGCACGGCCAUCCAGUACCGUGCCCUAGCGCCACCACUAAGAGACUUAUACGCCCAAGCGCCUAGCCGCGCGGCAGCAGAACCCCGAACAACUAUGUUCGUAUGUCAAGCGCGGGACUUACUCCCUGCUGAAUCACUUGGCAGCAGCAAUGAUAAUAAGGGGAGGGCAGAAAGCGAUGGUGGCUUCUUCGAAGUAAAAAUCCUCGAACGCCACCCCUUCACCACGCAGACCUUCAUCCCGCUUAGCGUACCCGCCUCCUCGUCAACGCGGUACUUAGUCACCGUAGCACUAAGCUUAGCACCAGGUAGCGCGGACAAGGACCUCCCAGCACCUACUGAAGGUGCCAGCGGUAGUGCGAGUAAACCACAGCCCCAACUCCCAGGCCGGGGACUACCGGACCUAACGGGGUUACGCGCGUUCAUAGCUACAGGUGCGCAGGCAGUUACCUACGGGGCGGGUACAUGGCAUGCGCCUAUGGCAGCUUUAGGACCGCGCGGGUCUGCGAUAGAUUUUGUGGUUGUGCAAUUUGCUAAUGAUGUGCCGGUUGAGGAUUGUCAGGAGGUAGCACUUGGGGGAGAGAAUGAAAAGGGGAAAGACCCAAGGAUACUAGUCAAAGUGUCGGCGAGUACAGCCAGGCUUUCCAAGCUAUAAGUUAAGGCAGUUUAGGUAGCAAGUUUAAUAGAAGCGGGUUCAACCGAAUUCGUUGUGGUGUGCAGCGAGGGUAACCCCGUAAUAUACCCCCGCUUAUGCGCGAAUGACUGGUGAUAUCCAUUGUUGCCGCGUUUCAGGGGUGAUAGAAGCUUCCGGAGAGUUUGAAAAGCGGAGAUAUUGGCGACAUUUACCUGUGUAUAUGUUAGACGAGGAAGGAGCAAGUUCACUUUAUCAUAGUACCUGGUGCUGGUGCCUUUUUCAGAAUUUUUUGAUGCAUUCAACUAGCGCAAAACGCGGCCGGGAAACAAAUGUACAAUGGU
Molecule: messenger RNA, 1460 nt
Organism: Hypoxylon trugodes
Lineage: Eukaryota; Fungi; Ascomycota; Sordariomycetes; Xylariales; Hypoxylaceae
Exons: 1
Coding region: 313-1140 (275 amino acids)
Biological process (GO): allantoin catabolic process
Molecular function (GO): ureidoglycolate hydrolase activity; ureidoglycolate lyase activity
Source: RefSeq, a predicted model, not a curated record